CUGCACACACACCACAGUUCCGUCCUUACAGUAUAAGCUACUAGUACUUUGGACAUUCUUUGCGUUAAGAAAUUUAUUGAAUUCCUCAAAUGAAUCCAGCAAUUAUUAGGCGUAGAGUGAUUAUGUAUGUCUGUACGCUAGUCCAGACGGUUCUUCACUACUAUGAGAAGCGAUUGUUGAAGCGCGGCUCACAAUUUGAGAUGUGCCUAAACCUUCUAGGAAAUAAAAGCAACUUCAGCACUUUCCUACAGAACUUAUUGAGAGGGAAGGUGGUGGUGCCGAGUAAAACUUCAGCUAGCUUCUUAUCAACUAUUGGGCAUCUAGAUAACAGGGUGGAGUUGGACAAGAACAUCAAACCAGGAAGUAAUAAAUAUUUCGCAACUCUUUCGGCUAUGGCAUCAAAAUUAGCCUACGAGAACCACGAAUUCAUCAAAUUUACAGUUGAAAUAACAUGGAAGAUGGAAUUGCUGGGAACAUAUAGCUUUUGGGAUGAGAGACACCAGAAAGAUACAACACAAGCUUUCAUGUUCCGCGACAAGAAUGCUGAUUCUGAUAUAAUUUUUGUGGCCUUCAGAGGUACAGAAGUUUUCGACGCUGAUGACUGGCGCACCGACUUUGAUAUCUCAUGGUACAAUCUCCUAGGCGUCAAUGGCAGAGUUCACGGUGGUUUCAUGAGAGCCCUUGGUCUGAAACUGGAUGGAACGUGGCCAAAUAGCACUAUGACUGGUGAACAUCGACACGCUUACAAUACCAUAGCAGAAGAGUUGAAAGGCCAUUUCAAGACCAAUCAUCACACAAAAUUCAUCCUUACUGGCCACAGCCUUGGUGGGGCGCUUGCAGUACUCUUUCCUGCGGUUCUUGCACUACACAACGAGGUCAAAAUUCUAGAACGGCUGGAAGCGGUCUACACAUUUGGACAGCCCAGGGUUGGAGAUGAGAGAUUGGGGGAGUUCAUGAAAGAGCAAUUUGAACAUUAUGGAGUCAGAUACUACAGAUUUGUGUAUAGCUACGAUAUCGUGCCUAGGCUGCCCUACGAUGACUCUGCACUGAUGUUUAAGCACUUUGGGACGUGUAUCUACGUCAAUAGUAUUUAUGAAGCAACGGCUGUUGAAGAAGAACCAUUCAAGAAUUAUUUCGACUGCGGCUCAAUUGUGACCAAGAGAGUAGAUGCUCUGUGGGAACUGGUAAGAGGUUUUCUUCUUCCCCGCAUGUUUGGACCAGAUUAUAAAGAAACUUUGCUGCUGCGAAUGUUUCGGAUGCUCGGACCUGUGUUCCCUGGUUUACCUGCUCAUGGACCGCAAGAUUACAUCAAUGCAACUCGAUUGGCAACUUACUGAUAUAUAGUACACUUUCACCGGCCUGGGGAGAGUAAUCUAUGAGACUAUAAUCUUUGCAAGAGACGCAAAAUGCAUGCUGCCAAUGCUAACUUUCUUCACCCGACAUUCAAAAUAAAAUGGUGUGUUACAUAUUAAUGUCAA
Molecule: messenger RNA, 1478 nt
Organism: Sesamum indicum (sesame)
Lineage: Eukaryota; Viridiplantae; Streptophyta; Magnoliopsida; Lamiales; Pedaliaceae
Product: triacylglycerol lipase OBL1
Biological process (GO): lipid metabolic process
Molecular function (GO): triacylglycerol lipase activity
Source: RefSeq, a predicted model, not a curated record